AUGCCUGGAAUCUUCUUGAGCAUCCUUCACCCUCAUUCUAUUCAAGCACUCACGGUCUUCCCAGGAGUCAACUUUCAACAUCCUAUUCUAAGGACAGACUACUUUGAUGAGUAUUCACUUGAUUCUGAUGAUACAAUAAUCUUUCGACCAUCCCUGGUUACCAAGCCUAGUCUACCGAGUUGGAUAAAGUUCAUCCAACCUGCUGAGAGCUCGGAUGGAUACCUGUAUGGAACACCCCAAGGCUCUAACAUUGGACAAUUCAAUCUUGAGAUCAUAGGUCUAAACUCCAGAACUUAUGAGAGUGCAAGAAAGGUUGUUCAGAUGACGGUAGAAGAGAAUGCAGAAACUACUUCUAUAAAGUACCUUGCGGAUUUCUUCCUCACCAACCUGAACCUAGCGGACAUUCUUGACACCCAGCUCCAAGAUGACUUCAGGUCAGCGGUCGAUGCAAUCUGGGGUCAAAGGUCAGAGGUCAUCAUCCAGUCACUGACCUCUGCACAGGACCUGGGACUUCGGGUGCCCCUCAAUCCUCAGCCAGACCAGAAAUAUGGGUAAAUAGU
Lytechinus pictus (painted urchin) is the source of this 560-nucleotide messenger RNA. RefSeq names its product epsilon-sarcoglycan-like. NCBI's taxonomy places the organism in Eukaryota, Metazoa, Echinodermata, Echinoidea, Temnopleuroida, Toxopneustidae. The coding region runs from base 1 to 555 and encodes 184 amino acids. Gene Ontology annotation, cellular component: sarcoglycan complex; membrane. The transcript has 5 exons. The record is from RefSeq and is a predicted model, not a curated record. Gene Ontology annotation, molecular function: calcium ion binding.